AUGUACGGUGAGAAGGAACGGCUACGCAUCUGCCACAGCGGGCAGCGAGGCGCUCCAGUGGAACCAGCGGAGUUGGCGAGGGCCCGCUGUUUUUGCUGUGGGGUAACGCUAAAGUAGUGGGUACACGGAGACAGUCCGAUCGCAGAGCAUCGCAAUCUCGCCUCGGUCUGGGACGAUGGCAACAUUACGAGCGCUCCUGGUCAGACAGACUCAGUGGACGGCCAGCUGUUAAGCCAGCUGCAGCGCAUGGCUGCGGACGAACAGGUGAGCACCGAACAGGCCGCUUAUCCAGAGAUGGGAUCAGAGAGCGCGCGCCUCAACAGCUUCAGCAACUGGCCCACAAAUACCAACCCUCCACCAGACACACUGGCACAAGCUGGUUUCUUCUAUACAGGUCAUGAUGACAGUGUGAAGUGUUUCUUCUGUGAUGGUGGAUUAAGAAACUGGGAGCCUGGAGAUGAUCCAUGGCAGGAACAUGCGAGGUGGUUUCCACGAUGCGAGUAUUUGCUUCAGUCAAGAGGACCGGAGUACGUCAGUAAUAUACAGUCUUACUUUAAUAUUCCAGAGAUGUCUGAUUCAUUAAUACCAGCACAACACACACUAACACUCCACCACCAUGUCAGUCCUGUGGUGAGGCAGGAUAACAGUGCCAAUGAGAUGAAAACUGUGGCCACAGCUGAAGAGAAAGUGCCAGGGAACCUGAAUCCUGAGGAACAGCUGAGGCAGCUUCAGGAGGAACGCACCUGCAAAGUAUGCAUGGACAAAGUGGUGUCCAUGUUGUUUAUUCCCUGCGGCCAUCUGGUUGUGUGUUCAGAGUGUGCCGCCAGUUUGCACCACUGCCCCAUUUGCAGAGCAGUAAUUUGUAGCAGUGUGCACGCCUUCAUGUCUUAG
Molecule: messenger RNA, 891 nt
Organism: Trichomycterus rosablanca
Lineage: Eukaryota; Metazoa; Chordata; Actinopteri; Siluriformes; Trichomycteridae
Gene: birc7
Product: baculoviral IAP repeat containing 7
Exons: 6
Biological process (GO): positive regulation of protein ubiquitination; regulation of cell cycle; negative regulation of apoptotic process
Cellular component (GO): nucleus; cytoplasm
Molecular function (GO): cysteine-type endopeptidase inhibitor activity involved in apoptotic process; ubiquitin protein ligase activity
Source: RefSeq, a predicted model, not a curated record